AUGCUUGGCCGCUUGGAGCCAGCGCCAAACUCUCAAGUCAAUGAGAAGAGAGUUGGUAGAGGUCCGGGCUCAGGCUAUGGAAAAACAUCUGGACGAGGUCAAAAAGGUCAGAAAGCCAGAGGAUCCGUGCCUCAUUGGUUUGAAGGUGGACAAACUCCAGUUUAUAAACUUUAUCCUAAGAGGGGUUUUAUUAGACACCAAAAGCUUGACUUACACGAAGUCCCAUUAAUUAAAAUACAACAAUUUUACGAUUCAGGACGUUUGAAGUUGGCUCCUGGUGAGACACUUACGAUGAGAAAGAUGAAGGAAAUAGGACUGAUUACCGGAUCCUUAAAAGACGGAGUUGCUAUUCUAGGUACGGGAGCUCCGGUGUACAAGCUCAAUAUAAACAUAGAGUCGACCAAAGCUACGCAAACAGCCAUUGAAACUAUAGAAAGCAAUGGUGGGAAAUAUACCUCGAGGUAUUUUUCGAGAUCUCUAGGUUACCAAGUUCAUAUGGCUCCUGAGCGUUUUAUGCGUACGAAGGGUUACGUUCCCAUGCAAGCGAAGCCAAUUGCUAGACGCGAUAUUCUUUACUAUACCAGUCCAGAAAAACGUGGAUACCUAGCUGGCUCUGAUUUUGCCCAAGUAGUGAAGGACGGGGCUACAAGGGCAUCCGUUGCAAGAAAAGAAGUCAAAUCGCCAUUGCUGAAGCACUUGGAAGAACUCUCGAAAUCUGAAAGGAAAGAUUAUGGCGUCAAUGCGUUCACCAACAAUAGCAUUGUAAAGUUCUCUGAUUUGAAAUUAUAG
Messenger RNA from Ogataea parapolymorpha DL-1, 789 nucleotides. Its product is annotated as 54S ribosomal protein L10, mitochondrial. Bases 1 to 789 code for a protein of 262 amino acids. The transcript has a single exon. Gene Ontology annotation, molecular function: structural constituent of ribosome. Lineage: Eukaryota; Fungi; Ascomycota; Pichiomycetes; Pichiales; Pichiaceae. Gene Ontology annotation, cellular component: mitochondrial large ribosomal subunit. The record is from RefSeq and is a predicted model, not a curated record. Gene Ontology annotation, biological process: translation.